UUAUCCGGUGGGAAUCUAUGGCCGAAGCACUCAUACAAUAACGGUGUAGGAUCCAGACAAGUGAUCAAUAGAACCUCCCGUUGAACACGUAUUUUUCUGUUGUAGUUAGUGUUUCCAUAUACCUGUACCCGUCCUCAUCAUCAGAAUCUCUUCCGGAGUAUUUAUUUUGGCAACUGAACCCCUGUUCGGAGCCUGGUCAGGUGCGAUUCAGAUGGUGAGCAGGAGGAAUCAUACCCGGCAGUGCUAGUCGUGAUCUUAGUUUCAGUUGAAUCAAUGGACAUGAUAUUUACAGUGCUCUCCUUCUAGCUUGCAGGUCAAGUGUUUUAUGGAUUGAUGUUAUUCCAUCAUCGCUCUUAUUACACUUGGGCUCAGCUUUGCUUGCUUGAAUUAGGCUAAGCUCAGCUCAAGCAAGCUGAUUCAAUACAAAAGGACAGAAAGCAAUACAAAAGGAGAGAAAGCGAUUGUUAGCGCAGAGUCCAUGGAUUCUCCGACACAAAACACGUCAUUGCAGCGGCUUCAAAAUGUUGAAAAGAGAAUCAUUAAGGUAUUGGAGCUAGCCGGGGGAGUAAUGGAUGAACUAGCUAAUCCUGCCGGUCCCCGAAAGGAAUCUAUAGACAACCAUUGCCGCGAGUUCAUGCAGUCGAUCAAGGACAUCCAGAUGACUCUGAGAGACGAAAUCAAAAGUGCGUGUGAAUACCGUCCGUUUGAGAAGUGCGACUACAGCCCUCGAAUAGCGAAUGAGAUUUGUCUGGAGAAGCUGAAAUACAUCCUAUCUCAGCUGGAUGGAAUGAAAGAGACGAUCGACGAAUAUAACAGCGAAGCCUGACCGCAUAAAAGUUUGGCAAUUUAGGAUGGUAUGGGAUCCCGUGUUGGAAGUUUGACAUGGGGAGUUAUUGCGCGAGAUUGGUUUUAUCAGAUCGAGAGCUCUUGAAUUCUAACAUGGCAUGUGUAUUUAGUCAUUAGUGAAGCUUUAAUUUGACCAUUUCCGUUGAUUUAUGUGACUUUUAUCUUUCUUACUUGUAUACGGUCAAGUAAUGCUUUGUGGCAAUUUUAAGGAACAUCGCGGUGGGGCUUCUAUA
Messenger RNA from Syzygium oleosum, 1079 nucleotides. RefSeq names its product mediator of RNA polymerase II transcription subunit 11. The transcript has 2 exons. Bases 479 to 826 code for a protein of 115 amino acids. Gene Ontology annotation, molecular function: transcription coregulator activity. Gene Ontology annotation, biological process: regulation of transcription by RNA polymerase II. NCBI's taxonomy places the organism in Eukaryota, Viridiplantae, Streptophyta, Magnoliopsida, Myrtales, Myrtaceae. The record is from RefSeq and is a predicted model, not a curated record. Gene Ontology annotation, cellular component: mediator complex.